ACUUUCCAAGUUAGUUUCAUUGCAAGAAUUGCUUUAGCCUCCCACCUUAUAAAUUUAGGAGUACCGACUAGCCUCAAUUUCAGCUUAGAAUAAGACAACAACUAGUUGCACAUUUCUUUCCAAGAAAAAGAAAGCUCUCUCUGUGCAGAGAGAAAGAGAAGAGGAGAAAGAAUGGAAAUGGAGGGCAGGAGUCACAGUAACAAGGGAGAGAGCAAGAGUAGUGUGGUUGUCAGUGAUCAAGAAACUACAAUCGAUUGGAGAGGGAGACCCUCCAAUCCUAGCAAGCACGGUGGAAUGAGAGCUGCAACAUUUGUUCUUGGGCUUCAAGCAUUUGAGAUAAUGGCAAUAGCAGCAGUAGGGAAUAAUCUGAUAACAUAUGUGAUGAAUGAGAUGCACUUCUCUUUGUCAAGGUCUGCAAACAUAGUGACAAACUUUGUUGGAACUGUCUUUAUAUUGGCCCUCCUUGGUGGCUACCUCUCAGACUCCUAUCUUGGGUGUUUCUGGACCCUGCUUAUCUUUGGUUUUGUGGAACUUUCUGGUUUCAUAUUGUUAUCAGUCCAAGCUCAUCUUCCCCAGCUAAAGCCACCCCAGUGCAACAUUAAUGAAGAACAGUGUGUUGAAGCAAAUGGCUUAAAGGCAUUAAUUUUUUUUGUAGCACUAUACUUGGUGGCACUAGGGAGUGGAUGUGUUAAACCCAAUAUGAUUGCUCAUGGAGCUGACCAAUUUAACCAAAAUAACCCAAAGCAAUCCAAGAAGCUUUCCACCUACUUCAAUGUUGCCUAUUUUGCUUUUUCAAUAGGUGAACUUAUUGCCCUUACUGUUCUUGUGUGGGUCCAAACACAUUCUGGCAUGGAUGUUGGGUUUGGAGUCUCUGCAGCUGCUAUGGCUAUGGGACUCAUCAGCUUGGUUUCUGGUACUUUAUAUUACAGGAAUAAACCCCCUCAAGGAAGCAUCUUCACCCCCAUUGCUCAAGUUUUUGUGGCUGCUAUAUCAAAGAGAAAACAAAUUUGUCCUUCUAAUCCAGACAUGUUAUAUGGAAGCCAAAACAAUAAUGUGCCAAACAAUAGCAUAGUUGGCAUAUCUUCUGACUCUGGCAAGCUUGUUCACACUCAAAGACUUAGGUUCUUGGAUAAGGCAUGCAUCAAAAUUCAAGAUGAGACUAAUACAAAGGAGAGUCCAUGGAGAUUAUGCACUGUAACUCAAGUGGAGCAAGUGAAGAUACUAAUAUCAGUGAUUCCAAUUUUUGCUUGCACUAUAGUUUUCAACACUAUUUUAGCACAGCUCCAAACAUUUUCAGUUCAGCAAGGGAGUUCCAUGGACACCCAUCUUACAGAAUCCUUCAAGAUCCCUCCAGCUUCACUUCAAUCCAUCCCUUACAUUAUCCUUAUAGUUGUAGUCCCUCUAUAUGACACCUUUUUUGUCCCAUUCGCAAGGAAAUUCACUGGUCAUGAAUCAGGAAUAACCCCUUUACAAAGGAUAGGAGCUGGGCUCUUUUUUGCCACUUUUUCCAUGGUUGCUGCUGCUAUUAUGGAGAAGAAGAGAAGGGAUGCAGCAGUAGACUCUGACAAAAUACUGUCAAUCUUUUGGAUCACCCCACAAUUCUUAAUCUUUGGAUUAUCAGAAAUGCUCACUGCAGUUGGUCUCAUUGAGUUCUUUUACAAGCAAUCUUUAAAAGGGAUGCAAACAUUUCUAACUGCAAUCACCUAUUGCUCAUAUUCAUUUGGGUUCUAUUUAAGCUCCUUAUUGGUCUCUUUAGUAAACAAGAUCACUUCAUCAGGUCCUUCAAACAAAGGUUGGCUGAGCGAGAACAAUCUCAACAAAGACAGGCUUGAUCUUUUCUAUUGGUUGCUUGCAGUCCUUAGCUUUCUCAACUUCCUCAGCUAUCUCCUUUGUGCUAGAUGGUAUUCUCAUAAUCCGUCUCUAUCAAGCACACAAUAUGAGGCACAUGGGGAAGACUGCUUCAACCACUAUAGCUUAAAUCCUUCAAAAAACAGUGGAGAUGAAAGUAUACCUUAAAAAGAAAGAGAGAGACAGGAAAUUAAUGCUAGCUUGAAAUUAUCUAUAGGCUUGUAUUAUAAGUAAAAGAAUUAUGAAAAAUGCUAAUAUAGUUUAUCUAUCUAUUCUUUAUUA
Hevea brasiliensis (rubber tree) is the source of this 2130-nucleotide messenger RNA. RefSeq names its product protein NRT1/ PTR FAMILY 4.3. Gene Ontology annotation, biological process: transmembrane transport. The record is from RefSeq and is a predicted model, not a curated record. Bases 172 to 2016 code for a protein of 614 amino acids. Gene Ontology annotation, cellular component: membrane. Gene Ontology annotation, molecular function: transmembrane transporter activity. Lineage: Eukaryota; Viridiplantae; Streptophyta; Magnoliopsida; Malpighiales; Euphorbiaceae. The transcript is spliced from 5 exons.